GCCGAACGCGGUCUUUUGUCUUAGUGUUGGACUGGAGGCGAACGGAGACUCGAGCAGGAAACCGUGAGGUGUGAGUGCUGCGGGGCCGCUGACGCUUGUGUUUUUUAAAAUUUAUUUUAUUAAUAAUAUUUCCUGGGCAGUGAUGGAGCGCGCGGUGCGGGAGCGCAUUUAUUCUACAUUGUGUUACUGUAGAUAAGAAGCCGCUACACUAGAGCGGAGAGCGGGUGGGUUUCCUCCACACAGCGCCAUCACAGGAACGCCGUGACGAUCCGAUCAGACCGGGCGAUAACGAGCACUAGAACGUGUUGGAGGAGGAGGAGCCGGCGUGCGUUGUGCGUGCGCGGGGAUCACGGUUACAUCCGCGUAGCCCAGCCGGACCUCCUCCAGCAGGGCAUCAGACCUGUCGCUGUGUCCUGCUGAGAUUAUACAGGAGGGAUCGAGGUGGAGAGAGAGAGAGAGAGAGAGAGGGAGAGAGAGGAGGGAGAGAGAGGAGGGAGUGCAGAUCUGCGCCCUAACGCACGCGGGACGCGAUCGUGCUGAACCGCUGGAGACGCGCCGGUGCGAGCCUCCGUUAAUGAUCGGGGCAUUAAAAGUAGUCACAGGUGAGACCGGGGUCGAGAAGCUCCUCAGACACGGGGGGUUAGAAAGUACGCACCUUGGGCACUUGUGAAAUGGCACUUGAUCACAUCCUAAGCUGAAGAAGGAGGAGGAGGAGGAGGAGGAGGGCGCGACGGGAUGCCCGGGACCUGCAGCCACUUCGGAGGGACAGCGCUCCAAGAGAAGGACAGCACAGAGGGAUUCGGUGAGCCAUGAGGAAACUGGAGAGAGGGAAGAACGUGCCACUCAUCACUUUGAUUGGACGACGAGACGAGGACCACACACCGCUUGGACGGCGGGUUCCAGCCCGGCUGUGAGAAAGAGGAAAGAAGUGUAAAAGCCAGAGUUUAGUCCAUUGAGUGCUGUAUCUCCUACUUCUUCUAAUGGACCAGUGGCUGGGGGAGCUAUGCCAGACCUCGGGCCUUUUCCCCCCACCGCGUCUGCUCCUUGCUGAAGCUCCCAGCUGAGUCCUGGAGAGCUAAAGGCUAAGAGCGACGAACCCCCAUGCAGGCGCGCAAGAAGUAUGUGCUGCUGGGUCUGUGUACGUGCUGCUGGCUGCUGCUGUUCUACUGGGGCGGCCUACACGAGCGGCUCCUCGGCCUGGUGACGCACAGGAGGGCCGAGGUGCUGCGCCCAUGGCCUGACUGGUUGGACCGAGCCCUUUUACCAGCGUACGCCAGCCAUGCAGAGCUGCAGAACGGAGCAGGGCCUGGUGACUCACCUGUGCUGCGACGCCAGGCCUGGAACAGUAUCUAUAAGGACAGCCGGUGUCGAAUGGAAACGUGCUUCGACUUCAGUCGCUGUCAUGGACGCGACGGCUUUCGCGUGUACGUAUACCCGCCCGAGAAGGGCGACCGCGUGUCGGAGAGCUACCGCAAAAUCCUGGCCUCGGUGGCCGAGUCCAGAUACUACACAUCAGACCCACGCGAGGCCUGCCUGUUCGUGCUGGGCAUCGACACACUGGACCGUGACCAGCUUUCGACGCAGUUCGUCCCCAACGUCGACGAGCGGAUCCGUGGCUACCCGCUCUGGAACGACGGACGCAACCAUGUGGUUUUUAAUCUGUACUCAGGCACCUGGCCAAACUACACGGAGGACCUGGGAUUUAACAUAGGCCAGGCCAUCCUGGCAAAGGCCAGCCUGAACACAGAGCACUUCCGGCCCGGCUUCGACGUCUCCAUUCCAUUGUUCUCAAAAGAGCAUCCACAGAAAGGCGGCGAGCGUGGCUGGUUGUUGCGCAACACCGUGCCACCGAAGCGGAAAUAUUUACUCAUGUUCAAGGGGAAACGCUACCUAACAGGGAUCGGUUCUGACACACGGAACGCACUGCAUCAUAUCCAUAACGGCAAAGACAUCAUAUCCUUAACAACCUGCCGCCACGGCAAGGACUGGGAGAAGCACAAGGAUGCUCGCUGUGACCACGACAACCAGGAAUACGAGAGGUUCGACUAUCAGGAGCUGCUCCACAACUCCACCUUCUGCCUGGUUCCUCGUGGGCGGCGCUUGGGAUCCUUCCGUUUCCUCGAGUCUUUGCAGGCGGCCUGUAUCCCAGUGUUGCUCAGCAACGGUUGGGAGUUGCCCUUCUCUGAUGUCAUCCAGUGGAACCAGGCAGUUAUCGAGGGAGACGAGAGGUUGCUGCUUCAGGUGCCGUCUACCGUGCGGGCAGUGGGCAUCGACCGGGUGCUGGCUCUGAGACAGCGCACCCAGAUGCUUUGGGAGGCCUACUUCUCCUCAGUGGACAAGAUUGUUCUCACCACUUUAGAGAUCAUCAAGGACAGAGUGUAUGCCCACAUCUCAAGGAACAAGUUCAUGUGGAAUUCUCUGCCUGGAGGUCUGCUGGUGUUGCCCGAAUACUCAAUCCACCUGGCCCAUUACCCUUUCUACUAUCUGAAUCUGGGAGUCAUGCCUGGCCAGGAAUUCACUGCCGUCAUCCAUGCCACAUCUCCGCUGGUUUCCCAGUCUCAGCCAAUUAUGAAGCUCCUGCAGGUGGUGUCCAAGUCGAAAUAUUGCUCACAGAUUAUCAUCUUGUGGAACAGCGAGAAGCCGCCCCCUCACCGGAGCAAGUGGCCGCCCAUGCCAGUGCCCCUCGUCGUCACAGAUGGCAGAAGGAAAACGAGCAGCCGGUUCCUGCCACAUGUCGCGAUUGAGACUGAAGCGGUGCUCAGCCUUGAUGAAGACUCAGUGCUACUGACUAGUGAGAUCAACUUUGCCUUUCAUGUGUGGCGGAGUUUCCCUGAGAGAAUAGUCGGGUAUCCACCCAGGAGUCAUUUCUGGGAUCCAGUGAAGAAAAUCUGGGGCUACACCUCCAAAUGGACAAAUGAAUACUCAAUCGUGCUGACUGGAGCAGCCUUCUAUCACAGGUAUUAUCAUUACCUGUUUUCUCAUUAUCUGCCCCCUUCACUACGGGCAUUAGUGGACCGCAGCUCAAACUGUGAGGACAUCCUGAUGAACUUCUUAGUGUCCUCUGUGACCCACCUGCCACCCAUUAAAGUGGCUCAGAGGAAGCAGUACAAAGAGAUGCCGAGCCCACAGAGCACCAACAUGGCCCCCUGGGCAAACCCUGAGCACUUUACCCAGAGACAGGAGUGUAUAAACACCUUCGCUAGCUGGUUCGGCUACAUGCCCCUGGUGCACUCGCAGCUCCGUCUGGACCCUGUUCUUUUUAAGGACCACGUAUCCGUCCUGCGCAAGAAGUACAAGGACCUCGAGCGUGCUUGAACCACGCGGAGAGCACAGACGAUCUUUUGAAGUCGCCUCAGCAUCUUUCAGAGCGCAUAAACUCUACAGAGGGCAAGAAUUCCCCUUGCUAACAGAAUCCUGGACUAACACAUUAUUGUGUGUUUGUGGAGUCAAGUUAGAGAGCAACUUGACUCAAUACAUGAAAUUGUAUGUAUGUAUGUAUGUAUGUAUGUACAUGACCAAUA
Molecule: messenger RNA, 3521 nt
Organism: Clarias gariepinus (North African catfish)
Lineage: Eukaryota; Metazoa; Chordata; Actinopteri; Siluriformes; Clariidae
Product: exostosin-1c
Exons: 12
Coding region: 1102-3315 (737 amino acids)
Cellular component (GO): membrane
Molecular function (GO): glycosyltransferase activity
Source: RefSeq, a predicted model, not a curated record